AUGGUUCACAACAACGUCGUUCUUCUUGUUUUUAUUUUCAUCACAGUUAUUCAAACUGAAGCGUUUUCUGCGUUAACGGACCAUGACUCCCACAACAGAACUAGUAGAAACAAAAGUGAAUUGGAUUAUAGAACUGUGGACGUAUUUAGACAACUUCUUAAUCAAGAGACUAUUAUCAGAAUGACUUUAGUCCAAAAUGUACAUGUGCUCAUGAAAGACAUGUUGAUAAUGCAGGAAAAACUCGCAAAAGCCGAAAACAAGAUUUCCGAUAUUAAGACAUCGACAAAUAAUGAAAUUAUAGAGCUGCAAAAAGAAGUCAAUUUUCUGAAAACUGAAAACGGAUUAUUAAAAAAUUACAGUGUUUCAUUCCUAAAUGAUUUACAGGAAUUAGAUAAAAACUUGAAUAACGUUUCAAACACAAUAAAUGAUGUAAAAACAGAAGUUCGAUAUUUGUCUAUAAGAUUGUCUGAUAUCAACACUCACUCACGCGAAAUGGCUGAAAUGUUACAGCAGUUCAACGUUUCAAUGGAGGAUACAAAACAAGGCACAGUGGAAGGCCAACGAAAUCUAUCAGCAACACUAUCAGAGCUGGAAGCACGACACAGGCAAGCCUUCGAUGACAUUCGUAACACCACAGUGACCUUCCAGGCUGACCUUGACCAGUAUAAAACGGAUUGUAUGAAUUUAUCAGUGUCUGUGUCUGCACUGGAACGUUUCCGUGAUAAUCAAACGAACACUCAAAGUGAUCCAAAUCAAGAAGUGGCUUUCACAGCUGCAGUUACAUCGCCCAGCCCAACUUGGAAUUCGGGGACUUUGAUAUUCGAUGUUGUCAUAACGAAUGUCGGAAAUGGAUACAACCUGAACACAGGGGUGUUUACCACUCCCAAAGAAGGAACUUAUGUCUUCUAUGUUAGUGCUUUAGAAUACAUAACACAGUAUCUUAAAAUAGAUAUAGUAUUGAACAGCGUAUCUAAAGUCCGAGCGGUAAGUGAUAGUUCUGCAUCUUACCAGACAGCAACUAACAUGGUCGUGUUAAAUCUACAGAAGGGAGACAGAGUCUGGGUGAGACAUCUUUAUGGAAAAGGUUAUACAAGCGCUGAUGUACCCGAAACAACAUUUUCGGGGUUUCUGAUUUCAUAGUUUUUAUAUAAUUACACAAAGUAUGAUUUUUAUACAUAGACGUUUUGAACUGUGAAUUUUUUUCCACAAAAAAGAGAAAAUAUGCAUUUGCUUCAAUUUUUAACUCAAAUCACUAUGUGCAUUGUGUUAUGAUUUUUUACUUAUCAAGCAAAGAAUAAUUGAUACUUUUGUACAAACUCUUUUUGCAGAUAUGAAUAGUUCAUCUAGAUGUAUGUUAUAUAAAAAUAUUAUUGACCAUUUUUCACUGCAAUAUUAUUUGGUGAAACCCAUUCCUUGUAUUUACAAAAAACAACUCAGUAAAAUCAGAAUGUCAUCACAUAAUUUUUCCAUAGAAAGUGGACGCCACAGAAAUAUUUUGCAAAAUAACAGAAUAUGUGAAUUUUGUAGAUCC
Molecule: messenger RNA, 1531 nt
Organism: Magallana angulata
Lineage: Eukaryota; Metazoa; Mollusca; Bivalvia; Ostreida; Ostreidae
Product: multimerin-2-like
Exons: 3
Coding region: 1-1140 (379 amino acids)
Molecular function (GO): protein binding
Source: RefSeq, a predicted model, not a curated record